UCCGUCCGUAACGAUAAAAGCACCCAUCAUAUUUUCCCUCCCCACAUCCCAACUUUCUCUACGCCAAUUCCUACACCUCCUUACUUUCUUCAUCUUCACUGAUUCCUCACCGUUUCAAUCCACCAUUUUCAAAGAAAUGCCUCCGAACAGAGAAGAGCUGCACCAGAGAUUACUCGAAUCCCACGAUGAAGCCGAGGAAGAGCGAGCCUACGAUUCCACUGAAAAGGUCCACAUCGUCGGAGUUGACGAAAGACCCGACGCCGACGAGUAUUCUACCAAAGCGCCGCCCUUCUCGUGGCGGAAGCUGUGGCUAUUCACGGGGCCUGGGUUCUUGAUGAGUAUAGCGUUCUUGGAUCCGGGUAACCUGGAGGGGGAUCUCCAGUCGGGGGCUAUCGCGGGUUACUCUUUGCUGUGGCUGCUUUUGUGGGCCACCGCCAUGGGUCUCUUGGUCCAGCUUCUGUCUGCCCGGCUAGGGGUGGCAACGGGCCGCCACCUUGCGGAGUUGUGCCGAGAAGAGUAUCCUAAUUGGGCCAGGCUCUUGCUUUGGGUCAUGGCUGAGCUGGCCCUAAUUGGGGCUGAUAUUCAGGAGGUCAUUGGCAGUGCUAUUGCCAUAAAGAUACUGAGCCAAGGCUUUCUACCUCUCUGGGCUGGAGUGAUCAUCACAGCUCUUGACUGCUUUGUCUUUUUGUUUCUGGAGAACUAUGGCGUGAGGAAAUUAGAAGCACUUUUUGCCGUCCUUAUAGCAGUUAUGGCGAUCUCAUUUGCAUGGAUGUUUGGUGAAACAAAGCCCAGCGGUCAUGAACUUUUACUUGGUGUUCUGGUUCCAAAACUUAGCUCCAAAACAAUACAGCAGGCCGUAGGAGUCGUCGGGUGCAUUAUAAUGCCACACAAUGUAUUUUUGCACUCUGCCCUUGUACAGUCAAGGGACGUGGACAAUCGCAAGAUAGGCCGAGUCCGGGAAGCUCUUACUUACUACUCCAUUGAGUCUGGCGCUGCCCUCACCAUCUCUUUUAUGAUAAACUUAUUUGUUACAACCGUUUUUGCAAAGGCAUUUUAUGGUACGGAAAUAGCCGACAGUAUUGGCCUUAUAAAUGCAGGGCAUUAUCUUCAAGACAAGUAUGGUGGAGGACUAUUCCCAAUUUUAUACAUAUGGGCUAUUGGUCUACUUGCUGCCGGACAGAGCAGCACUAUAACCGGCACAUAUGCUGGACAAUUUAUUAUGGGAGGAUUUCUAAACUUGCGGUUGAAGAAGUGGCUGAGGGCAUUGAUAACAAGGAGCUUUGCUAUAAUUCCCACUCUAAUUGUUGCUCUUGUGUUUGAUACGUCUGAGGACUCAUUGGAUGUUUUAAAUGAAUGGCUUAAUGUGCUACAGUCAAUUCAGAUCCCUUUUGCUCUAAUCCCUCUCCUUUUCCUGGUUUCCAAAGAGGAAGUCAUGGGUUUUUUCAAAAUUGGCCCUGUUCUUCAGACAAUAUCAUGGCUUGUGGCAGCCCUGGUAAUAGUGAUCAAUGGAUAUCUUCUGGUAGACUUUUUCUCCAAAGAAGUGAGCGGUCUGGUGUUUUCCACCGUGGUUUUUGUUUUUACAGCUGCAUAUGUUUGCUUCAUUCUGUAUCUGAUCGCUAGGGGAUUUAACCUUUCUCGUUUGCUUGGAAAUGCAAAGACAACUUUGGGAAUUUGAUGAAUCAUCCCCUUGGACAUCCACAUCAGGCACGAAAGCGACCCUACUACAUCAAGGGUGAUAUGGAUUCACAUUUCUUGCAAAAUAACAGUUUCACAGGGCAGAAAUAGAAGUCUCUCAAUCCUCGGUUCUGAGGGAGACGAUGAAUACCAUUUUUUGUACUAUAUUUAAUGCCUGCAAAGAAUGAAAGAAAAGAAGCUUUUCUCUAGUGUCACAGAAGAUGCUAGCAUCUGUUCCUCCUCUGAGGUCUGAAUCCAUGUAUGUAUUAAUCCGUAGGUUUCUUAAUAUGAUUAGCCAACAAACUGCCCUGAUAAGUAGUCAAGUGGGCAGCGAUUUUAUGUGGGAAAUUAUGUACUCAUGUCAAGCUAAUAUUAUUCAAAUGCUUUUGCUUGCAUAGCUAA
This is a messenger RNA of Sesamum indicum (sesame), 2076 nucleotides long. RefSeq names its product natural resistance-associated macrophage protein 3 (gene NRAMP3). Gene Ontology annotation, molecular function: manganese ion transmembrane transporter activity; cadmium ion transmembrane transporter activity. NCBI's taxonomy places the organism in Eukaryota, Viridiplantae, Streptophyta, Magnoliopsida, Lamiales, Pedaliaceae. Gene Ontology annotation, biological process: defense response to bacterium; iron ion transmembrane transport; positive regulation of reactive oxygen species metabolic process. The record is from RefSeq and is a predicted model, not a curated record. Gene Ontology annotation, cellular component: vacuolar membrane.